AUGAGUGAGUUCUGGUUGUGUUUCAACUGCUGUAUUGCAGAACAGCCUCAGCCUAAAAGACGACGGCGAAUUGAUCGAAGCAUGAUUGGGGAGCCGACAAACUUUGUUCACACAGCUCAUGUAGGAUCAGGAGAUCUGUUCAGUGGAAUGAAUUCGAACCAGAUGCAGUCCAAGGGAGGCUAUGGAGGUGGCAUGUCUGCAAAUGUUCAGAUGCAGCUUGUAGAUACAAAGGCAGGAUAA
Messenger RNA from Tauraco erythrolophus (red-crested turaco), 240 nucleotides. NCBI's taxonomy places the organism in Eukaryota, Metazoa, Chordata, Aves, Musophagiformes, Musophagidae. The record is from RefSeq and is a predicted model, not a curated record.